CAUGGCCUUUGAACCAUCGCAGGGGAGUGGUGAUUGUAAUGAGCUCCGACAUUUUACUGGAUGUUGAUCGUAUGGAAUACGGAUGAGGCUAAACUUUGGAGGGAUUGUGUCUUUCUCUAAGCUGCAGAGGGUGUAUGGUGCGUUUUAUGGUGCUUCCCAGCUCAAUAGAUGCCCGGAAUAUCUAAGGCCGCCUGUUCGUGCCCACGCCUCCAUCACCCUUCCAGAAUGUAUCCUAUCGCAUCAAGUCGAGCACUGCAGCUACUCCAGCUUAUCACCAAGUUACUUCUUCGAACGCAUGUAUAUAGCUCACUGCAAUAUCACUUCUCCAUCCAACAGACUCCCAAGAUUGUGUGCACAAAAUGCAACUAAAUUUCGUGGUACAGCCUCGGAAUUUUCCCAUCAUUGCCACGGGCAUCGUGAAAAUGCUGCGCCACUGCCGCAUGCGACUGCUGCGGUGUUCCUAAACGUGCUUGUCCUCCAAACGAGCCAUGGACUCGAGGGUGCUCCGAUUCCUUAUAUGUAUAUCCACGCUCCCAGAGUCACGGUCAGGCGAUAUCAUCGAGAUUCGCAGUACUCCCGGUCUUCUGAUUCCUCCGCUCUUAUUUCUUUUUAGUGAACGACUGCGUCGUUGCGGGCAUUUGUCUCAAGCCUGACGCAGUCAUUGGCACCUUUCUUCGCGUUUAUUUUGCUCGUGUGUUGAUUUGCUGCAGUA
Suillus fuscotomentosus is the source of this 712-nucleotide messenger RNA. RefSeq lists its product as uncharacterized. The record is from RefSeq and is a predicted model, not a curated record. The transcript has 5 exons. The coding region runs from base 83 to 613 and encodes 176 amino acids. NCBI's taxonomy places the organism in Eukaryota, Fungi, Basidiomycota, Agaricomycetes, Boletales, Suillaceae.